Vespa crabro (European hornet) is the source of this 1345-nucleotide messenger RNA. Its product is annotated as cytochrome b5-like. The record is from RefSeq and is a predicted model, not a curated record. Gene Ontology annotation, cellular component: membrane; intracellular membrane-bounded organelle. NCBI's taxonomy places the organism in Eukaryota, Metazoa, Arthropoda, Insecta, Hymenoptera, Vespidae. The transcript has 3 exons. The coding region runs from base 279 to 704 and encodes 141 amino acids. Gene Ontology annotation, molecular function: heme binding.
UAAGAUUGGAAAGGAAAGAAAAUAUACGACAGUCGUGUCGGAGUGAUCAUAACAGAAAAAGCUGAAUGAUUAAGAUUCUGAUGGUGAAAAAAUAAUAACAAAAGAAAAAGAUAAAGAAGAAACAGUGUUCAGGAUUUAUGGAUAAUUUUUCGAAUUAUUUUGCGGGGAUUUUUAUCGAAAAUUGAAAUUGGAUUACGUAAUUAUUACAUUUUAAGCACAGGCUCAGAAAAAGAAUAUAAAUAAAUAGGAAUAAGAAGAUUCGUAUUAAUCUGAAGAUCAUGGCGAACGUUUAUACAAGAAUUGAGGUAGAACGUCACAACAAAAAAGAGGACUUAUGGUUGGUGAUACAUGGUGGAGUUUACAAUCUAACAGAUUUUGUAAAGAAACAUCCUGGUGGAGAGGAAGUAUUGAUAAACUUGGCUGGACAAGAUGGUACCGUGUGCUUCGAUGACAUCGGACAUAGCGGAGAAGCCAUAAUGCUUAAGGAGACUUUCAAAAUAGGCGAGAUAGUGAACAACGAUAAUGCUACGACCACCAUCUCGACCUCCGACCCGAUUCAAGCAAUAACAAAACCAACUAUCGUAGAUGAUGACAACUGGGAAUAUCAAGAAGUAAAGAAAGAAGAAAAUAACAAGACAAUAUCGAUUGUAGUCGCCGCAGGUAUUCUUAUCUACGGUAUCUUAUUUUAUUACUAUGUUUUUUAGUAGAAUUAGAAACACCAGAGGCUUCCUAUAUAUAUAAUUUUUAAUCGCGUAUGUAUUUCAAUGAUAUAAUACAUACAUUAAUGAUAUAAAUGUUAGGAUAUGGACUACAUAUAUAUAUAUAUAUAUAUAUAUAUAUAUACAUAAGAAUGUGUGUUAUAUAAUAAAGAAGGAAAAAAGAAAAUAACGAUUUGUCGAUAAAGAAGUUCUCCAUCCCCUCCACCGAUUUGUUAUUUCCACUUUUUUUAAUAAUUAUUAGUUGGUCAUAUGGAUCUUGAACGUCAAAAAAAUAGCUAAUUAUGUUCAUUUCUUCUUUUUUGUACUUUAGCGCCGGUAACAAAGUUAAUAUUGAAUUCUCUUUAAGUAUGUAAACUUAUCUCUCUCUCUUUCUCUCUCUCUCCCUCUCCCUCUCCCUUUCUCUCCCUCUCUUUUUGUUACAUGUAUAUAAAAGGAGAUAACCCACAUAGGAACACACGCAUUCAAAUACGUUUCCAAUGAGUAUACGAUGCGCACACGUACAUGCAUGUGAAUACAUAACGCCUAAAUGACUAAGCAUUUUUCAAGUACAUUUGUAAUAACGAUUAGCAUAAUUGUAUUAAAUAUUGCAUAUACUCGACAAUAAUAAUCAUUGACUGUACGCUCCA